AUGGCUCAGCACGGAGACUCUGUAUUUGCCGUACAUAUCGGUCGCGAGCGCGGAAUUUUCACGACUUGGGCGGAGACUUUGGAGCGAGUACGCAACCACCCAGGCGCAGUGUACAAGAAACUCAGCUCUCGCGCCGCCGCGGAAGCUUGGCUUCAGCGUUAUGCCAGUCCCGAUGAUACAAUGCGCGAGCAUACACAGAACCUGCAUAACGAGAUCGAAGAUUAUAUGAAUGAGCCACUCAUUGACAUCUGA
This is a messenger RNA of Peniophora sp. CBMAI 1063, 252 nucleotides long. The record is from the annotation of a GenBank genome assembly. Lineage: Eukaryota; Fungi; Basidiomycota; Agaricomycetes; Russulales; Peniophoraceae.